AUGAAGAAGCUGAGUGAUGAAGUUGUACGGAGAAAGAAGGAAAAUGUUCAGCAUCAUAAAGAUGACGAUGAGAUUCCUCAAGCUAAAAUCAUAAAUCUUUCUGAACACAUUUGUUCCUUCUUAGAAAUUAAAAGUCAUUACACCCCCGCUUGUACUCAUUUACACGACAAAACAAAGUGGAGAAACAUUAAUACAUGUAAAAUAUGUUAG
This is a messenger RNA of Clunio marinus, 210 nucleotides long. NCBI's taxonomy places the organism in Eukaryota, Metazoa, Arthropoda, Insecta, Diptera, Chironomidae. The record is from the annotation of a GenBank genome assembly.